Camelina sativa (false flax) is the source of this 1098-nucleotide messenger RNA. The record is from RefSeq and is a predicted model, not a curated record. Lineage: Eukaryota; Viridiplantae; Streptophyta; Magnoliopsida; Brassicales; Brassicaceae.
CAAUCGUAUUUUAAAAUAUUACCAAAUUACCCCUCUUGGUUUGUCAAUAAAUAUCAGCCUCCAACAAUGCAAUUCUUCCCUUUUCCCCUCCUAAUUUCUCUCAUCUCUCUAUUAGAAAAAAUAAGCAAUCAUGUUGUCCACUGUACCGGCCUUUUCAUUCUCUGAACCGGGUUUGGUUCAUCAAUUUUCGGGUUUCCAAACCGGGUUCACUCCUUGGGAAUGGGACUGCUCUGAUCUCUUUUCCGUGGACCAAAUGUCUCUUGAACCGGCCGUACCAAGCCCUUGUUAUGGUGAAUCAGACACCGGUUCCGUCAGAAUUAAUUUCGGUUCUCAUGACUUGAAAACUGGUUCUGACGAAUCUUGUCUUGGUUUCGUCAAAACUAGUCCCGGUUUUGACGACACCAACCAAUCAGUCGGUCUACCGUGCUCUCAAGGACACGAACCAGACUCGGACGACCCAAAACAAUUGACAGCCAUCACGUAUUCCGGUUCGGGAGAGCAGAACCAUAACGGGAAAAUAUUAACCCAACCGGAGAUGACCGAGGAGCGGAAGAGGAAGAGGAUGGAAUCAAACCGGGAAUCAGCGAAACGGUCGAGAAUGCGUAAACAGAGCCACAUCGAUAAUUUAAGGAACCAAGUAAACCGUCUUGAUUUAGAAAACCGUGAGCUCGGGAACCGGCUCCGGUUAGUAUUACACCAGCUUCAACGAGUGAACACGGACAAUAACCGGCUCGUAACGGAACAAGAGAUUCUCCGGUUGAGAUUGUCGAAGAUGCGACGGGUUUUGAUCAUUAGACAACUUCAACAACAGCAACAAUGGGAACUUCAUAACCGGAGAAUGAUCAUGACUGAACAUCAUAACCGGAACUUCCUCUUACAAAGAUACAACAGAACAUAUAAAGAAAGAGAAAAUAAAAAACAGAGCUUUUUUUUUGUUUGUUGCCGCAUCAAGACUAGUUUUGAGUUAUCAGUUUGUUGUGUAAUGAAAGUAGUCACCAUUGUUUCUGUUGUUGUUCUCAGCGAUGGGGCUGCUCAUGGAGCUGUUGUUAGAAAGUGAACAAAACGUGGACUUUUGCAAAACCCCGGUAGGAGAAGAUC